Saccostrea echinata is the source of this 1043-nucleotide messenger RNA. Its product is annotated as F-actin-monooxygenase mical1-like. Bases 1 to 1023 code for a protein of 340 amino acids. NCBI's taxonomy places the organism in Eukaryota, Metazoa, Mollusca, Bivalvia, Ostreida, Ostreidae. The transcript has 6 exons. The record is from RefSeq and is a predicted model, not a curated record.
AUGGUUUUUUGUAUCCGGAGACUACAAAGUAUUUUACUUAAAGUUGCGCUGUUACUUGGGGUGGAAGUGCACACAAAUGUGGCGUAUGAUGGACUGUUGGAUCCGCCUGUUGAUAAUGCAGACGUGGGUUGGCGAUGUCGGUGUACACCUGAAGACCACCCUUUAUCUGAUUAUCAAUUCUCCGUCAUUAUUGGAGCAGACGGAAAAGGCGAAACGCUACCGGGUUUUGUUCGGAAAGAAAUACGUGGGCCCCUAGCAAUAGCAGUUACCAUAAACUUUAAACGGAAAUAUACAAACCAAGAGGCCAAGGUUCAGGAACUGGGGGGAUUAGCCGUAUGGGGAAAACCUGAGCAUUUCCACAAUCUGGUGAACAAGAAAGACAUUCUGCUGGAGAACUGUGUUUAUUUUAAAGGCGAAACACAUUAUUUUGUGAUGACUGCUUUAAAACAAAGCUUACUCAAAAAUGGCGUUUUAAAAUCCAACCAACCAAAUGCAAAGGCAUUAUUAGCUCCGGACAACAUAGACAAAGUAAAACUAACCAAAUUCGCCUGUAAUGUAGCGGAAGUGUGUACAGACGGUCUACUUCCGGAUCUAGAAUGUGAAACCAAUUAUCGAGGUGAACCUGACGUUGCCAUCUUUGAUUUUACUGCCAUGUAUUAUUCUGAGAGUGCGUCACGUGUUCUGGUGAGGAACGGACACAAACUGUUAAUGGGACUUGUAGGGGAUAGCCUGUUAGAGCCUUUCUGGCCAUUGGGAACCGGAUGUGGUCGAGGCUUCCUCUCGUCGUAUGACGCUGCGUGGAUGAUUCGUCAAUGGACUUCCGGUGAGAUGUCGCCACUUGAGGUCUUAGCAGAAAGAGAAACCAUAUACAGUCUUCUGAGUUCCUGUAUGGCUGCCUCCGUGUGCAGUGAUUACAACAAUAUGACGGUAGACCCGAAAACCAGAUAUAACAAUUGGAGUGAUCUCGUAGCCAAAACAAAAACCCCCGAUAUGGUGCGCCAUUUGUGCAAUACAGAAUUAUAGAACUGUAAAACUUUACUGAA